AUCCAUUUUGCCUCUCUUUUUUCCCUCCCACCCGUCAAUGCACAUGCGCAUGAUCGUUGUUUACCCCCUCUCCUUUUUAGUUAAACGUGCAAAGUCCCGUCCCAUCCCUGAGAACACGGUCAACACUCAUAAGAAAUACAUUUGAGCAGGGUGUUGAAGAUAAUAAAAAAUAAAAAAAAGAGGCAGACCGGGGGUGGUACAGAACCUUCUAUUCCGGGCCACAUUCGUUUAGGAGUGCUACGUAAAGUGGUAGUCAUUCCCUCCAGCGCGCCAACCACGACCCGCUCCCUUUCUUCUAUUGAAAGGAGGGAAAUAUUGGGGAGCUGUAUGUUUUGGAUUUCCUGAGGUCUAGCUAACACCAAUUUGCAGGUGCGGGACGGAACAUCCGUACCUUGCCGACUUUCAUACCUCACCUGCCCAGCUCACCUCACUUACCUUGGUUGCUUGUUUGGCUGGGCUUCCGCAGAUGGCAGAUGGUGACGAACCAUUUGCAAGAUCGGCUCACAUAACAAACAACCCGACCAAGGGAAGAAGCAUUCCCUACUCGAAUCUCCUCCCGUGCCACAUACCAGAAAAAAAACAUCAAGUGAUAAGCCCACCAAGCGACCGCUCCUGCAUCCUGGAGGGGGAAAGGGAAGGGGUGUUGUGUCACACUGCACCGGUACUGCCACCAAUCCUGUUCGUUCACGGCCCAUAAGCUCUUCUACGGUCUGCAACCCAGCACAACAGCACGAUUGGUUCCUUUUGCGCAAGCCACCAUUCUCACCUCCUUCAAAUCAAAUUACACAGAGGAGGGGGAACAGAAAAAAAAAUUCUCAAAGAAUUCUGGGAGGCGGGAGUUGACAGAAUCGCAUAGCAGAGUAGCAAACCUCACGCCUUACGUGACACUCACGCAUACAGCUCGACGCACCCGAUUUCGUCUACGGUCGCAAGACCGCUCGUUGUUUUACCGUUUCCUUUUUGUACACGAUACCCACGCGACCGAUUCUACGAACAUAGGGGCUCCCUGCGACGCCAUCUCGCAGCGCAUGCGAGCUGCCCGUCUUUUUUUAAAUCACAGCCUUCUUUCACCACGAACUCCACAGACUCUUCUCGGUCUUUAAGAGUUGCGAAACCCCGCAGAACGCUAGCGUCCAUGUGUUUUACGCCCGCACAACCGCAAACCACCACCACCGUGAAAGCCUUGAACUUCCAGGAUGGCCACGGCAGAGGUUCUGUUCUCUACGUCCGCCGGCUGGACAGGAGACGCCGCAGAUGGCUGGCCGUCGAUAUGGCAUGGGACGAGGACGAUUGGAUCGGUUGAGCGCCAUGCGCAGCAGACUCGGGAUGACCUGCGCCGGAGACUAAGAUGGAUUGCUCAGACGUGGGCUAGUGAAAGGGAACAAAGGCGACAUGUCACGACACAGAAAAGGUCUUCAUUUGUACCCCUGAUAACACCAGACAUCAGCCCAAGAUGGUCACACAGAUUGGCACAGGCUGGUGUCAUAUCCCGUGACCCCAACUCGGAUGACGACAUUCUUCCCAGUACCCCGACGGAUCUUACAGAAACCUAUCAGUCUGUGACUAGGCGCCUGUCAGACUCGGCACACCUUGAUUCAGUACCUACAGCAAAUGGUCAACCUGCGUCUCGGAGGAGUCGGGAUAGAGACAUGUUUGCCGAUCCGAGCUCAACUGUUGAUGUCGACUUCUCGUCUGGACAAGGGUUCAGGGAAUUUGCCAAGAAAAAGAAAAAGGCACCCGCGGCACCCGCACCGACCAACAAUAACAACGAUGAGAAGAAGGAUGAACCAGCCGAUAACGGCGGCGGCGACGACAAGAACAACGGAAAUGCAGACUCCGGCGCUGGCGGCGGUGACGCAGGCAACGGUGGAGACGAGAAAAAGGAUGACAAGAAAGACGACAACGCCGGCGGUGCUGAUGACCCUUGGGGAGACUUGGCAGCCGUGGGUGGCAAGAAGAAGAAGGGUAAGAAGGGCGCGGCCACCGAGGACAAGGAGGAACCCCCGGCCUCCUCAACAUUUGACGCCUUCCAAGAAAUCAAACUGGACGAGGGACCCAAUCUAGACCUUAGCUUUGAUUCAAAAUCGAAUGAGAAAGCACCCUCAACCUUUGGGGCGUGGGGAUCUAGUUGGAGUACAGGGGGAUUGGGCGCAUCUUGGGGCUUUGGAGCAACCAAAACUAACACUCCUGCAGAAGAAGAGAAAAAGGAAGAGGAUAAUCCUUGGAGCCUUAAUCGCCCAAAACCUAAGAAAAAGGGCGCGACUGGAUUCUCCUUUGGCGACAUCGGUGAAGUGGAGGAAGUCAUUGAGCCUAAGAAGGAGGAGCCCGUGGCGAGCGAUGACUGGGGUGGGUGGGGCACUGCAGGCAAGAAGAAAGGUAAAAAGGCUGAACCUGAGACCGAGCCCGAGCCGGAACCACCAAAACCUGUCGAUCCUCCACCAGAGGACAUAUGGGGAGCGGUGAGUUCGAAGAAGGACAAGAAGAAGAAGAAGGGCGCGGCAGAGGAGGUUAAGGAAGAGCCCCCUAAAGAACCAGACCCUCCGCCACCACCAGCAGAGGACAUUUGGGGUGCUGCGGCAUCCAAGAAGGACACCAAGAAGAAAAAGGGCAAGGCUUCUAUUUGGGGCGAGCCAGCAAAGGAACCGGAGCCAGAGCCAGAGCCUGUCAAAGAGCCGGAGCCGGAGCCGGAGCCGGAGCCAGAGCCGGAACCAGAACCGGAAAAGAAGGAGGAGGAGAGCAGCGGCUGGGGUAUUUGGGGAGCAGCAACCACCAAGAAGGACAAGAAGAAAAAGAAGGUAGUUGAGGAGCCAAAGGUUGAAGAACCGCCACCGCCGCCGCCAGCACCAGAGCCCGAACCCGCUCCUGUAGAGAGUGCUUGGGGAUGGGGUACCACGACAACAACAACCAAGAAGAAGAAGGGCAAAAACGCUGUUGAAGAAGCACCUCCUCCAGAACCAGAGCCUGUCAAGGAACCCGACCCCGAGCCAGAACCAGAGAAGAAGGUCGAGGAAGAUAUAUGGGGCUUGUCCACCUCUAAAAAGGACAAGAAAAAGAAGAAGGGUGCCGUCGAAGAGGUUCCCGAGCCGCCCCCAGAGGAGAAACCGGCCGAAGAUGAGAAGAAGGACGAUUUCGAUUUUGGGUUUACGGCAACGAGCUCCAAAAAGGACAAGGACAAAGACAAGGAAAAGGACAAGAAGAAGAAGACCAAGUCCUCCUCCAUCUGGGGCGAGCCGGUCAAGGAUCCAGAGCCCGAACCUGAGCCCGAAAAGCCCGCCGAGCCCGAGAAGAAGGAAGAAGACGACUUUUGGGCCUCGAUCGGAGGUACUAGCAAAAAAGACAAGAAAAAGAAGGGCAAAACGGCCGAGGAGCCACCGCCACCGCCACCUGCAGAGCCAGAACCCGAACCCGAGCCCGAAAAAACCGAAGAUUUCGACUUCGGUUGGGGUGCGGCGGCAACCAAGAAGGACAAGAAGAAGAAAGGCAAGACCGCCGAGCCUGAUCCCGAGCCGGAGCCUGAACCAGAGAAAAAGGUGGAAGAGGACGACUUCUGGGCAUCCAUUGGUACCGGCAAGAAGGAUAAGGACAAGAAGAAAAAGAAGGGAGACGAUGCCUUGAUCGACUUGGAGACGCCCAAAGAGGAGAAGAAGGAAGAAAAAGACGACUUCUGGAGUUCGUUUGGCACGAGCAGCAAAAAGGACAAGGAUAAAGACAAGAAGAAGAAGGACAAGGAAGAGUCUUCUGUCAAGCCAGACGCCAUCGAGGAGCCUUCCGAAGAUAUUUGGGGCGUUUCAUCAUCCAAGAAGAAAAAGGACAAGUCGAGCAGCAAAAACGUCCCCGUCGAGGUCGUGGGUGACACGGACAUUGCCUCUGUACAACCUGAUUCCAUCGAAGAGGCAAAGGAUGAUGGUGGCUGGUUCGGCACCUCGUCCAAAUCCAAGGACAAAGACAAGGAGAAGAAGAAGGAAAAGGAGAAGGAAAAGGAGCCCAAACUGAGCAAGAAAGAGCAGGAGAAAUUGGACAAGGAGAAGGAAAAGGAGCGCAAAAAGGCCGAGAAGGCCGAGAAGGAAAGGGCCAAACAGGAAGCUGAAGAAGCUGCACGUGCUGAGGAGGAGGCUGCGCGUGCUGCCGAAGAGGCCGCAGCUCGUGAAGCGGAGGAGGCGGCACAGGCUGCCAAGGAGGCCGAAGAGGCGGCUGCACGGGAGGCUGAAGAAGCGGCUCAAGCAGCUAAGGAGGCCGAAGAGGCCGAGAUUCUCAAGGAGGAGGCCGAACUCAAAGCUCUGCAAGCUAAAAAGGACAAAGGCAGGCCCAAGAUGACCAAGAAGGACACAGAUCGAUACAAUCUCCUCAAAUCCAAGGCAGAUAUACGCAGCGAAGCAGCCGCAAACAAAGAGGCCGAGGAGGCUGCCGCCCGCGAGGCUGAAGAGGCCGCUGCACGUGAGGCUGAGGAAGCGGCGCAGGCUGCUAAGGAGGCCGAAGAAGCUGCCGCACGCGAGGCUGAGGAACAAGCGCAGCGCGAACGCGAAGAGGCGGAGGCCAAAAAGAAGUCUAAGUCAUCGUCCAAAGACAAGGAAAAGAGCUCAUCCAAAUCCAAAUCCAAAGACAAAGAUGCCAAGAGUAGCAGCAAGGAUAAGGAUAAGGAUAAGGACAAAAAGAGUAAGGACAAGGAUAAAGACAAGGAAAAGGAUAAGGAGGCCGACAAGGAAGCCGACAAGGACCAGGAUGAUUUUGACAAGGAGCUUGAAAAGGAUCUGCUUAAUCUUACCCCGGAAAAUGUGGAGGAACUCUUAAAUGAGGAGCCCCCCGCGGAGGUGGAAAAGCCCAAGGAGGCGCCAGCGUCGGACGCGUUCAGCUUUUGGGGUGCAUCCAAAAAAGGCGCCAAAUCAGCCACUUCCGAAAUUAAAAAGGCUGAGUCAUCAACGAUUCCAGAAGAUGCCACGGACGGCCUGGGCGACAACAGCGCAGAUGUGUCCUCGGGCAAGGCUACAAAGAGUAGCAAGAAGGUUGGGUCCAAGGUGGCGGACCGCCUGAAGGCUUUUCAAGCGUCAACAACACCACCACCUGAGGAGGAAGAAGAGGUUAUUCCAGACCCAGUGCCGCCGCCCCCACCACCACCACCACCAGCCGAACCGCCCGCUGAAGAAAGCGGCAAAAAGAAGAAAAAGUCUAAAAAGGCAGCUGCGGUUGCACCCGAAGUUGUUGAAGUUGUCCCUGAAGUUGUCCCUGAAGUCGAAGCGGAAGCUCCACCUGAAGUUGAAAUUGUCGAGGAGCCUACUCCCCCGCGCAGAAAAGUCAGGUCGCAUCUGCCCGGUAGUUUCCCAAUGGACGACGAAGACGAAAUAGUUGACAUUGUCGAUAUGUCUCCCGAAAAGAAGUCGUCCAAGAAAUCCAAAUCACGAUCCAAGUCAGGAUCCGUCUCGGUGCCCCCUGCAGCUCCUCCCCCUCCCCCGCCGCCGCCUGCUGUUCCCGAUGCGCCACCCGCUGUUCCCGACGCGCCGCCCUCUACCGAGGAGGAAAAGCCGUCGAAGAAAGAGCGCGCCAAGAUCAGCCGCGAGGGGUCAGCAUCCUGGGGAAUGUGGAACGCCGCUCCGCGCAAAGAGGAAAAACGUCCUUCGCGGUCGGAGCGUAAGGAGUCUGGCUCAUCGUCCAAGACUCGGGAGGAAAGACCAGAGCGCAUCAAGGAGGCGCCGGCCAAGGCACGGGUAGCUAGUGUACUAGCGAGCACGCCACCUUUGUCGCGAUCGGCGUCAACCCGCGAGAAGAAGAGCUCUAGCCGCUCACGCCGCAGUGCCGAAGUGAACCAUGGGCUCGCAUCGCCGCCUCCGGAGGAAGCGCCAGAAAUGACCGACAAGGCCGCUAGGAUUUUCGGUCUCAAGUCGUCGGGCAGUCGGCGCAGCAAGACGCGAUCCGCGCCUCCAGAGGACGAGGACAUUGUCAUGGUUGGGGCCUUGGAUGCCAGCCCAGAAAAGCCAUCGCGUCGCAGAUCUAAGCGUGAGCGUGAACAGGUCCCCAGGGAUGAAGACAUCGUCAUGGUCGAUAAUCCUGACCCCACGACGCCACUCAAGCGAUCAAACUCGAGCGCCAAGAAAGGUCUGGCAGGUCUGUUUGGAGGCAUCCUCUCGACACCGCGAUCCGAAGCUCGUCCUGACGGUCGACCGGAGCUCCGUCGCCGGGGGACGUACAUGACAACCGAUGAUGAGGGCAUGCAUGGUGGGCCUUCUGGAGCUGCCACGGAGACGGAAGAGGCAAGACGGGCUGCCCGCCGUGCUCGCCGCGCAGAGCGGGGUGGGGUUGACCCACGCCAUGCCGACGAAGCGAGGGUAGAGAAAGAUGAAGCCCGUCGGGAGCGUAGACGGAAGCAUGAGGACGAAAACGCGGAAGCGAGGCGGCAAGAGGAGAGGGAGGCAAGGCGCGCGGAGCGUAGGGCGCAGCGAGCAAGGGACGAGGCGGAUCGAGCGGCUGCCGAGGAGCAGCAGCAGAAAGACGCCGAAAGGGCCGAGAGGCGUCGCAUGCGGAGAGAGCGCGAACGCCAAGCGGCUGCCGCAUCCGCACCGGAGGACGGGCAUCCCGAAGCUCGACCUGAGCGACAUCGUCGUGGGCAUGAGAGUGAACGGGAAGACGACGAGGAGAGGCGGCGUCGCAGGGAAGCGCGUCGGGCGGCUAGGGAGGCCGAGGCUGGUGGGGGCGGCAAGUCAAGCAGUCGACGGCACCGUGGCGAGAAUCCGUACCCACGCGAAGCAGACCGUCGCAAGGACGGGUGGCCGCACUCUGGAACGUCAUCAUGGGUUAAGGACCACUCUGACGCGCCGCCGCCGCCCGAGGGCGAGGAUGAAGACGCAAGGCGGGAAGCGCGGCGGGCAGCCCGUCGGCGAAGCAAGUAUGGUGGAAGUGGGGGUGGGGACGAUAUUGACGCCGCGGCGGCCGAGGACGAACAUCACAGGCGGAGACGGCACCGGGAUGAGGCGCGGCGGGCGCCGACGGCCGGUGGAUCAGACGGGAGCGACGAGCGCAGGCAGAGCCGACGGAACUCGGUGUUUGGAGACACUGCCCCGGCGGCAAGGAGCAGCUGGUGGAAGAAGCUAACUGGAUCUUAGGCGUGCUUUUGAGCGAGCGUAUUUUCACUGUUUUGUUUGAAUUUUUGUUGUUGCAAGUUUGUCACCAGUAGAUAGAGGAGGUGUAAGCUUUUUGGAUACUCCCUUGGGCGAACAAUCAAUACCCAUUAUGUAGCUUCAUAUUAUACAUGCUUCAACAUUUUUUUACAUUUAACUGAGG
Molecule: messenger RNA, 7269 nt
Organism: Pyricularia oryzae 70-15
Lineage: Eukaryota; Fungi; Ascomycota; Sordariomycetes; Magnaporthales; Pyriculariaceae
Exons: 4
Coding region: 1197-7091 (1964 amino acids)
Source: RefSeq, a predicted model, not a curated record